AUGGAGCGUUGGGUUCGAUGGAUUUUGCUUCGUCCAGGCUUUAUUUCCCUCAAAACUUAUGGCAGUUCCCUUUGGGAUUGGGGGGUUGUUCGUUCUACUGAGGGUAAUUGGAUUUUUGGUUUUACUUGGCAUGCAUGUGUUUGUGACAGUCUUCGGACGAAGCUUUUGGCCAUUCUUCGGGGCUUGAGUUUGUGUUGGGAGCAUGGUCAUAGGCGUGUGGAGUUUUUCAUUGACUCGCUGCUUGCUUUAGGACUUAUCACUGCAUAUCAUCCUCUGCUUCAUCAGUACGCUUGCAUAAUAGGUAGCAUCAAGAGCCUUCUUCGUCGAAGUUGGGUUGUUCACUGCCGACACAAGCUUCGUGAAGGAAAUGUUGUUGCUGAUCAUUUGGCCAAGCUUGGUUCAACUCAUGCGAGUGUUGUCAGCGUUUGGAGUGCUCCUUUGGAUGGGUUAUGCCCCUUUUGCAAGCUGAUGUACUUGGUGUGGCUCUUCUAA
Molecule: messenger RNA, 492 nt
Organism: Lotus japonicus
Lineage: Eukaryota; Viridiplantae; Streptophyta; Magnoliopsida; Fabales; Fabaceae
Exons: 1
Coding region: 1-492 (163 amino acids)
Molecular function (GO): nucleic acid binding; RNA-DNA hybrid ribonuclease activity
Source: RefSeq, a predicted model, not a curated record